Ruditapes philippinarum (Manila clam) is the source of this 772-nucleotide messenger RNA. Its product is annotated as lactose-binding lectin l-2-like. The transcript is spliced from 6 exons. Gene Ontology annotation, molecular function: protein binding; signaling receptor activity. NCBI's taxonomy places the organism in Eukaryota, Metazoa, Mollusca, Bivalvia, Venerida, Veneridae. The record is from RefSeq and is a predicted model, not a curated record. The annotation marks the transcript as partial.
UUGAUGUGGGUGUAUGUCCUAAGGGUUGGAAAGAACGACCAUCGAGUGGCACAUGUUACUAUAUAUCCGACAAAACCGAUGAAAAAACUUGGGAGAAGGCUAUGCUUACCUGCAAACAUCGGCAAGGAGAUAUGGUCAAAAUUGAUUCAAUUCAAGAAAAGUCCUGGUUGAGGAAUGAGAUUCAGUCGCAGCUCAAGUUCCAAAACACAGACAAAUGGUGGAUUGGACUAAACAACCGGCCGAGAUUUGACAACAAUUAUUAUAAGUGGGGAGAUGGUUCAUCCCUUAAUAGUAACAUUCUGCGUUGGAACCCCGGGGAGCCGAACAAUUCUGGUGGAAGAGAACAUUGCGCACAAUACAUGAUGACCACUGACUCAAUCAACGACAAAGAUUGUGAUUUAUCUAUGCCUUAUAUAUGUGAAAUGAAGAUGUACUGGACCCAGCCAAUAAACAAACCUGGCAUAGUCACACAUAAACCAACACUUCCACAGACGGUUGCGCCAGUAACAAUUCCUAACAAAGUUCCUGUUCCAAUUGGGGUGACGGCGGUAACAUCUGGGCCCAAUGUAUUCACAACUGGGUGUUUCAAGCAAACAGAUUGUGCGGGAAAAGCUUGGCAGAAAUUACCCAUCAUGCAACGGAUGUGGAUAUUACUUGACAUGUGCACCAAAUGGUGUAUUCUUGCGAAAAUGUCCUCAAAAUACGAAAUAUGAUGCAAAUAUUGACGCUUGUUCAUUCACAAAUCUACUUGUCGAGGACCAUAAUUAAGUAU